AUGGCUAUCAAACUCAUCGGGUUUGCUCAAACACUACAUACUCGCAGAGUUAUUUUAACUCUUAAUGAAUUAGGUCUUUCUUACGAACUCGAAGCUAUUACUGAAGUUCAAACUACCAAAACUGAGGAGUUUCUCGCGAAUAAGCACCCUUUCGGAAAAAUCCCUGUUCUUUGUGAUGGUGAUUUUAUAAUUAAUGAAUCUCGUGCAAUUUGUCGCUACUUAGUAUCUAAAUAUCAGGAAGACGCAAAAACUGUCUUAAUCCCUAAUGAUAUUAACAAAGCUAGUUUAGUUGAACAAUAUAUCUCUUACGAAUUAUCAUACUUUGAUCCACCACUUACAAAAAUCCUAAUUCAAGAAGUAUUUAAUAAAAGAAGAGGUGAAGCCACGGAUCAAGCAGUAGUUAAGCAAGCAUGUGAGGAAAUUGAAAAGGUUUUAGAUGUUUAUGAGAAGAUUUUGGUAAGAAAAGAUUAUUUAAAUGGUGAAUAUUCUUUAGCUGAUCUCUUUCAUAUUCCAU
Messenger RNA from Dentiscutata heterogama, 514 nucleotides. Lineage: Eukaryota; Fungi; Glomeromycota; Glomeromycetes; Diversisporales; Gigasporaceae. The record is from the annotation of a GenBank genome assembly.